GGCGGGGCCUGAUGGGAGAUCCGCUCAGGCUUCAAAACGGCCGUUUCGGUUGACUUAGUCCAUGGAAACCGAAUUCCUCCUCCAUGGAUACGAGCUGGGGCCUAACCUCACCGAUGAGUGUCGGGCGAGCUUUCUGGAUGCCCGAGGGACCUUUCAGCCUGCGCAGCCUCAAGAGCUUGUGCCAAUGCCCUGCCACUUCUGUGAAGGCCCACAAGGCCCGGGAGGAGCCUCAGAGCCCCCGUGGGCCCUUGCACCACCGCCUCGAGAGGGUGCUCGGAGCCCUGCUCGGGAACUGGUCGCCAACGAGGUGUGGAACCCCUCCUUGCUGGAACUGCACCGAGAGAGUGGUAAUAAUACAGACUACUGUUUGUCGACCCUCCACUAGGCACCGGCUGUCGGGGCUUGGGCAGGGGGUGGAAUUAAGGCCCAGAUGUCCUCUAUUAUACUUCCGCCUCCCAGGUUCAAGCGAUUCUCCUGCUUAAGCAUCCCAAGUAGCUGUGGUUAUAGGCAUGCUCCACCACACCCAGCUAAUUUUUUUUGUAUUUUUAGUAGAGACGGGGUUUCUUUAUGUUGGUCAGGCUGGUCUUGAACUCCUGACCUCAGGUGAUCUGCCCACCUCGGCCUCCCAAAGUGCUGGGAUUACAGGCAUGAGCCACCAUGCCUGGCCUAUUUUGUGUUUUUAAUCAUAGCCAUUCUCACUGAGUAAACAUGGUAUCUCAUUGUGGUUUUAAUUUGCAUUUCCCUGUGGUUAGUGACAUUGAGCAUUUUUUCAUAUACCUGUAUGUCUUCUUUGGAGAAAUAUCUAUUUAUGUCCUUUGGCCACUCUUGAUUGAUUGAUUGGUGUCAGGGUUUUGCUCUGUUGCCCAGGCUGGAGUGCAGUGGCGCAAUCAUGAGUCACUGCAGCCUCCACUUCCUGGGCUCAAUGAUUCUCCUGCCUCAGCCUCUGGAAUGGCUGAGAUCACAGGCACAUGCCACUAUGGCCAGCUAAUGUGUGUGUGUGUGUGUGUAUGUGUGCGCGCAUGUGUUUCUGAGAUGCGGAUGGGAGUGCAGUGGUGCAAUCACUGCUCAUUGUAGCCUCAACCUCCUGGGUCAAGUGAUCAUCCCACCUCAUUUUUAAAAUUUUUGUUAGAGAUGAGGUCUCACUAUGUUGCCCAGGCUGGUCUUGAACUCUUGGGCUCAAGUGAUCCUAUCACCUUGGCCUCCCCAAGUGCUGGGAUUACAGGCGUGAGCCACCAGACCCAGCCUAAUUUUUGUAUUUUUUUGUAGAAAUGGGGUUUUGCUAUGUUGCCCAGGCUAGUCUCAAACUCCUGGGCUCAAGUGGUCCACUUACAUAAGCCUCCCAAAGUGUUAGGAUUACAGGCAUGAGCCAUUAUGCCUGACUCUUUGCCCACUUUUAAAUGGAAUUAUUAUUAUUUUUUACUGUUGAGGUGUUUGAGUUCCUUGUGUAUUCUGGAUAUUAAUUCUCUGUUGGAUGAAUAGUUUGCAAAUAUUUUCUUCCAUUCAACAGGUUGUCUUUUCACUCCAUUGUCUCCUCUGAUGUGCAGAAGCUUUUUAGUUUAAUAUAGUCCAGUUUGUCUACUUUUUUGUUGCCUGUGCUUUUGAAGUCUUAGCCAUAAAAUGUUUACCAGUCUCCUGAAAUGCUGCUCCUAUGUUUUCUUCUACUAGUUUUAAGGUUUCUGGCCUUAUGUUUAAGUCUUUAAUUCACCUUCCUUUUUUUUUUUUUGAGACAGAGUCUUGCUCUGUUGCCAGGCUGGUGCACAGCGGCACAGUCUCGGCUUACUGCAGCCUCUGCCUCCCAGCUUCAAGUGAUUCUUCCGCCUCAGCCUCCCAAGUAGCUAGGACUACAGGCACGUGCCAAACGCCCGGCUAAUUUUUGUAUUUUUAGUAGAGAUGGGAGUUGGCCAGGAUGGUCUCAAUCUCUUGACCUCGUGAUCCACCUGCCUCGGCCUCCCAAAGUACUGGAAUUACAGGCGUGAGCCAUGGCGCCCAGCCUUUAAUCCAUCUUGAGUUGAUUUUUGUACAUAGUGAAAGGUAGGAGUUAGUUGCAUUCUUUUGCAUAUGGAUAUCCAAUUUUCCCAGCACCAUUUAUUGAAGAGAAUGUCCUUUCCCCAUUGAGUGUCCUUGACACCAUGUUGAAAAUCAAUUGGCUGUAAAUGUUGGAUCUACUUCUGUGUUUUUUAUUUUGUCUCAUUUUAUACCUGUUUUGAUACCAAUACCAUGCUAUUUUGGUCACUAGAGCCUUGUAAUAAGAUGUAUUAUUACUAUCUGAAGUCAGAUAGUAUAAUGUCUCCAGCUUUCUUUUUACUUAGGAUUGCUUUGGCUAUUCGAGCUCAUUUUUGGUGCCAUAUGAAUUUUAGAAUUUUUUCCAUAUGAAUUUUAGGAUUACUUUGUGAAAAAUUACAUUGGUAUUUUGAUAGGGAUUUUAUUGAAUCUGUAGAUUGCUUUGGGUUGUAUGGUCAUUUUAACAAUAUUAAUUUUUUCUGAUCCAUGAGCAUGGAUUGUCUUUCCAUUUCUUUAUGUCCUCUUCAAUUUCUUUCAUCAAUAUUCUUUAGUUUUCAUUGUAGAGGUUUUUCACUUAUUUGGUUAAAUUCUUUUUCUAGGUAUUUUAUUUUCUUGUAGCUAUUAUAAAUGGGAUUUCCUGUUGAUUUCUUUCUCAGCUAGUUUAUUAUUGACAUACAGAAAUGCUACUAAUUUUCGUAUGUUGAUUUUGUAUCCUAAAACUUUCUUUUUUUCUUUUUCUUUUUUUUUUUUUUUUUUGAGAUGGAGUCUUAUUCUGUAGCCUAGGCUGGAGUGCAGUGGCACAAUCUCACCUCACUGCAACCUCUGCCUCCGUUCAAGCAAUUCUCCUGUUUCAACCUCCUGAGUAGCUUCUGGCUACAGGCACAUGCCACCAUGCCCAGCUAAUUUUUAUGUUUUUAGUAGAGACAGGGUUUCAUCAUAUUGGUCAGGCUGGUCUUGAACUCCUGACCUUAAGUGAUCCUCCUGCCUUGGCCUCCUAAAGUGCUAGGAUUAUGGGCAUGAGCCAUCGUACCCGGCUGUAUCCUACAACUUUAUUGAACUUAUGUAUCCGAUCUAAGAGUUUUUGGUGGAGUCUAGGUUUUUCUAGAUACAAGAUCAUGUCAUCUGCAAAGAGGGACAGUUUUACUUCCUCUUUUCCAAUUUGGGUGCCUUUUGUUUCUGUUGCCUGAUUGCACUGGCCAAGACUUCCAGUACUGUGUUGAAUAGGAAUGGUGAAAAUAGAGAUCCUUGUUUUGUUUCAGUUUUUAGAGGAAAAGCUGAAGGCUAUGAUGGUAUGAUGUUAACUGUGGGUUUGUCAUACAUAGCCUUUAUUAUGUCAAGGUAUUAAUAUACCCCUUCAAUGCCUAGUUUGUUGAGAGUUUUUUGUUUUGUUUUGUUUGAGACGGAGUUUCGCUCUUGUUACCCAGGCUGGAGUGCAAUGGCGCAAUCUCGGCUCACCGCAACUUCCGCCUCCUGGGUUCAGACAAUUCUCCUGCCUCAGCCUCCUGAGUAGCUGGGAUUACAGGCACACACCACCAUGCCCAGCUAAUUUUUUGUAUUUUUAGUAGAGACGGGUUUCACCAUGUUGACCAGAAUGGUCUCGAUCUCUUGACCUCGUGAUCCACCCGCCUCGGCCUCCCAAAGUGCUGGGAUUACAGGCUUGAGCCACUGCGCCCGGCCUGUUGAGAGUUUUUAUCAUGAAGAGAUUUUGAAUUUUAUCAAACUACAUCUCUUGAAAUGAUCAUACGGUUUUUAUCCUUUAUUCUAUUGAUGUGGUAUGUCAUCUUUGUUGAUCUGUGUAUGUGGAGCCACCUUUGCAUUUUGGGGACAAAUCAUACUUGAUCCUGGUGUGUUGUCUUUUUGAUGUACUGUUGGAUUCGGUUGGUUGGUAUUUUAUUGAGGAUUUUUACAUCUGUGUUUAUCAGGGAUAUUAGAGUGUAACUGUCUUUUUUGUUGUUGCAUUCUUUAUCUGGACUUGGUAUCAGGGUACUGCUAGCCGAGUAGAAUGAGGAAGAAUUCCCUCCUUUUCAAUUUUCUGGAAUACUUUGAGGAGAAUUGGUGUUAAUUUGUCUUUGUAAGUUUGGUAGAAUUUGGUAGUGAAAUCAUUAGCGGUGAAGCCAUUGGGUCCUGAGCUUUUCGCCACUGGGAUACUUUUUACUAUGAAUUCACUUUCAUUAUUCGUGAUUUCCCUGUCCAGGUUUUCUGUUUGUUCCUGAUUCAAUCAUGGUAGCUUGUAUGUGUCAAGGAAUUUAUGCAUUUCCUCUAAGUUUUCUAGUUUAUUAAUAUAUAGUUGUUCAUAAUAGUGUCUGAUGACUUUUGGUAUUUCUUUGGUGUCAGCUGUAAUGUCUACUUUUAUUUAUUAAUUUUUUUGACACAGGGUCUUGCUCCGUCACCCAGGCUGGAGUGCAGUGGUGUGAUCAUGACUCACUGCAGCCUGAACCUCCUGGGCUGAAGCAAUCUUCCCACUUCAGACUUGUGAGUAGUGGGAGUACAAGUGUAUGCCACCAUACCCAGCUAAUUUCUGUGUUGUUUUUAGAGAUGGAGUUUUGCCAUGUUGCCCAGGCUGGUCUUGUUCUCCUGAGCUCAAGCAGCCCAUCUGCCUCAGCCUCUCAAAAUGCUGGGAUUACAGGCAUGAGCCACUGUGCCUGGCAGUGUCUUCUUUUUCAUCUUGGAUUUUGUUUAUUUGGGCCAUCUUUUUUUCCCCCCUGGUUAGUCUAGCUGACAGUUUAUCUAUUUUGUUUACCUUUUCAAAAACAAAUUUUUUGUUUCAUUGAUUCUUUGUGUUGUUUUAGAAAUCUAUUUCAUUUCGGUCUGCUCUGAUCUUUAUUAUGUCUGUCCUACUAAUUUGGGGUUUGUUUUGUUCUUGCUUUUCUAGUUCUUUGGGGUGUAUCAGUUUGUUUAUUUGAAAUCUUUCUGCUUUUAAAAUAUAUUGCUAUAAACUUCCUUCCUAGCACACUUUGGUUGUAUCCCAUAGGUUUUGGUAUGUUGUGUUUCAAUUUUCAUUUUUUCAAGACAUUUUAUUUUUUGAGACAAGAUCUCUCUGUUGCUCAGGCUGGGGUGCAGUCUUGGCUCACUGCAACCUCCACCUCUUGGGUUCAAGCGAUCCUUCUUCCUGAGCCUUCCGAGUAGCUGGGAUUACAGGCACGCACUAGCAUGCCUGGUGAACUGUUGUAUUUUUCUGUAGACACAGAAUCUCACUAUGUUGCCCAGGGCAGUCUCAAACUCCUGUGCUCAAGUGAGCCACCCACCUUGGCCUCCCAAAGUGCUGGAAUUACAUGCAUAAGCCACCACACCUGGACUGUUUCAAGAUGUUUUUUGAUAUCCUCUUAAUUUCUUCCUCGACCUACAGGUCAUUCAGAGCAUGUUUAAUUUUUAUGUAUUUGUACAGAUUCUAAAAUUUCUUUGUUACUGUUUUCCUAUCCUAUUUCACUGUGGUCUGAGAGGAUACUUGACAUGAUUUUGAUUUAAAAAAAAAUUGUUGAGACUUAUUCUGUGUCCUAAUAUAUGGUCUGUCUUGGAGAAUGUUCCAUGUGCUGAUGAAGAAGUAUGUGUAUUCUGUAACUGUUGAAUGAAAUGUGCUAUAAAUGUCUGUUAGGUCUAUUUGGUCUAAAGUACAGUUUAAAAUCAGUGUUUCUUUGUUAAUUUUCUGUCUGGAUUAUCUAAUGCUGAGUAGAGUGUUGAAGUACUCAUCUAUUAUUGUACUGGAGUCUAUCUCUCCCUUUAGGUCUAAUGGUAUUUGCUUUAUACAUCUGGGUAUCCUAGUAUUGAGUGCAUAUAUGCUUCAAACUGUUACAUCCACUUGCUAAUGUAGCCCCAUGUCAUUAUAUAAUGAUCAUCCUCGUCUCUUUUUACUGUUUUUGACUUAAAGUCUGUUUUAUCUGAUAUAAGUAUAGCUAUUCCCGCUCACUUCCGGUUUCCUUUUGCACAGAAUAUCUUUUUCUACUUUCCUUUUGGUCUUUAUGUCUCCACAGGUGAGGUGAGUUUCUUGCAGGCAGCAUAUAUUUGGGUCAUGUUUAUUUUUAUAAUCCAUUCAGCCAGUCUGUCUUUUCAAUGGAAAGUUUAAUCCAUUUACAUUGAAGACUGUAUUUGAUAUGUGAGGGUUAUUCCUGUCAUUUUACUUUUUAUUUAUUUAUUUAUUUAUUUUGAGACGGAGUUUCGCUCUUGUUACCCAGGCUGGAGGGCAAUGGUGCGACCUCGGCUCACCGCAACCUCUGCCUCCUGGGUUCAGGCAAUUCUCCUGCCUCAGCCUCCUGAGUAGCUGAGAUUACAGGCACGUGCCACCAUGCCCAGCUAAUUCUUUUUGCAUUUUUAGUAGAGACAGGGUUUCACCAUGUUGACCAGGAUGGUCUCGAUGUCUUGACCUCGUGAUCCACCCGCCUUGGCCUCCCAAAGUGCUGGGAUUACAGGCUUGAGCCACCACGCCUGGCCUAUUUAUUUAUUUUUUUAAAGCUGGGGUUUCAUCAUAGUGGUCAGGCUGGUCUUGAACUCCUGACCUCAGGUGGUCUGCUCGCCUCAGCCUCCCAAAGUGCUGGGAUUACAGAUGUGAGCCACCGUGUCCUGCUCCUGUCAUUUUAUUAAUGGAUUUCUGGUUGCUUUAUAUAUCCUUUGUUCCUUCCUCUCUUAUUGUUUAUCAUUGUGAAUUGGUGGUUAUCUUUAGUGAUAACCUUUGGAUUGUUUUCCUUAUUUGUGUGCUUGCUCUACCAGUGGGUUUUAUACUUUCAUGUGUUUCCAUGAUGAUAGAUAUCCUUUUGCUUCCAGGUGUAGGAUUCCCUUACACACUUCUUAUAUAGCUGGUCUAGUGGUGAUUAAUUCCCUCAGCUUUUGCUUAUCUGGGCAAGACAUUAUUUCAUCUCCAUUUAUGAAGGAUAAGUUUUCUGGAUGUAGUAUCCUUGGCUGAUGGUUUCUUUCUUUCUAAACUUAAAAUAUAUCACCCCAUUCUUUCUUGGCCUGUAAGGCUUAUUCUGAGAAAUCAACUGUUAGUCUGAUGGGGUUCCCUUACAUGUGACUAGAGACUUUUCUCUUGCUGUUUUUAGAAUUUUCUCUGUCUUUGAUUUUUGAAAAUUUGAUUAUAAUGUGCCAUGGAGAAUAUCUUUUUGAAUUAUGUCUGUUUGGGGAUAUCUGUGCUUCUUGUAUCUGCAUGUCUAAAUCUCUUUCUAGACUUGGAAAGUUUUAUUACUUUGUUAAAUAGCUUUUCCAUCCCCUUGGUUUGCUCUUUGCCUUCUGGGACACUGAAAAUUCAAAUGUUUGAUUGCUUUAUGGUGUCCCAUAUGCCAUGUAGGCUCUGUUCAUUCCUUUUUCUUUUUUCAUUUUUGUCUGAUGGGGUUAUUUUAAAGGAUCUGUCCUCACAUUCUGGAAUUUGUUAUACUGCUCAAACUGGUCUGUUGAAGCUUUUUUUUUUUUAAUGUUUAUUCCACGUUGUGUCAAUCCUCACACAUCUCCUGGGAUCCAUCCGAUAUAUAAUCUGUUGGUUUUCCAGCAGUGAUAAUUUCAUGUAAAAUCCUAAAUCUGAGCUGGGCGUGGUGGCUCACGCCUGUAAUGCCAGCCCUUUGGGAGGCUGAGGUGGGUGAAUCACCUGAGGUCAGGAGUUUGUGGCCAGCCUGGCCAACAUAGCCAAACUCCAUCUCUACUAAAAAUAUAAAACUUAGCCAGGCAUGGAAAUGGGCACCUGUAAUCUCAGCUACUCAGGAGGCUGAGGCAAGAGCAUCACUUGAACCCAGGAGGCGGAGGCUGCAGUGAGCCAAGAUCAUGCCAUUGUACUCCAGCCUGGGUGUCAGAGCAAGACUCCAUCUCAAAAAAAAAAAAAAAAUCCUAAAUCUGACCUGAAAUAUUUUGUCUUCUGUAUUGAUUAUCUUUACAUCAAUAUUAGCUAUUUUGAUCUACUGAGGUAUAAUUCAGUUGGUUCUUAACUGUGCCAAUAGCUCAAUGUUUAUAUACAAAAAGGCAUGCCUAAAUCCAGUUUAUUUUUUGUGUGCACAUUUUAUUUAAUUUUUAAUUUUUAUUUUAGGUUCCAGGAUACAUGUGCAGGUUUGUUAUAUAUGCAAGUUGUGUGUCAUGGGGGUUUGAUGUACAGAUUAUUUUGUCACUCAGAUAAUAAGCAUGGUAGCUUAUAGGUAGUUUUUGAUACUAGCCCUCCUCCCAAUCUCCACCCUCAAAUAAGCCCCAAUGUCUGUUGUUUCCAUAAUUAUGUCCAUGUGUACUCAGUGUUUAACUCCCACUUAUAAGUGAGAACAUGUGGUCUUUGUUCGGCUGUUCCUGUGUUAGUUUGCUUAGAAUAAUUUUUUUUUUUUUGCUUAGAAUAAUUUUUAAGCUAUAGCUGGGUGGCCUCCAGCUCCAUCUGCAUUGCUGCGAAGGACAUGAUCUUGCUUUGUUUAAAUUUAUGGCUGCGUAGUAUUCCAUGGUAUAUGUGUGCCACAUUUUUAUAUUCAGUUCACCAUUCAUUGAAAGGCAGCUAGGUUAAAUCUGUGCCCUUGCUAUUGUGAAUAGUACUGUGAUGAACACAUGCAUGCACGUGUCUUUAUGGUAGAAUGAUUUAUAUUCCUUUGGGUAUAUACUCGGUAACAGGAUUGCUGGGUCGCAGGGUAAUUCCCUAGUUCUUUGAGAAAUCACCAAACUGCUUUCCAUAAUGGCUGAACUAAUUUACAUACCCACCUGUAGUGUAUAAGCAUUCCCUUUCCUCUGCAACUUUGCCAGUUUCUAUUUUUUGAGCCAUUCUGACUAUUAUGUGAUGGUAUCUCAUUGUAGUUUUGAUUUGCAUUUCUCUAGUGAUUACUGAUGUUGAGAAUUUUAUCAUGUUUGUUAGCUGUGUGUAUGUCUUCUUUUGAGAAGUGUCUGUUCAUGUCCUUUGCUCCCCUCUUUUUUUAAAUGAGGUUGUUUUUUGCUUGUAGAUUUGUUUAAGUUUCUUAUGGAUUCUGGAUAUUAGACCUUUGUCAGAAGCAUAAUUUGCAAAAAAUUUUUCGUAUUCUGUAGGCUGUCUGUUUAGUCUGUUGAUAGUUUGUUUUGCUCUGCAGAAGCUCUUCUUUAGUUUAAUUAGUUUCUACUUGUCUGUUUUUGUUUUUGUUGCAAUUGCUUUCAGCAUCUUCAUGAAAUCUUUGCAAGGUCCUAUGUCAGAAUGGUAUUUCCUAGGUUAUCUCCCAGAGAGUUUAUAGCGUUUUUUUUUUUUUUUUUUUUGCUCUGCCACCCAGGCUGGAGUACAGUGGUAUGAUAACGCCUCACUGCAACAUCCACCUACUGGGUUCAAGUGAUUCUCCUGCCUCAACCUCCCCAGUAGCUGGAAUGCACCACCAUGCCCAUGCACAGGCGUGCACCACCAUGCCCAUCUAAUUUUUAUAUUUUUGGUAGAUAUACUAAAUAUCUACUAAAGGUUUCACCAUGUUGGCCAGGCUGGUCUCAAACUCCUGACCUCAUGAUCUGCCUGCCUCAGGCUGGGAUUACAGGUGUGAGCCACCAUGCCUGUCCUCUUCUAGGAUUUUAUAGUUUUAGGUUUUCCAUUUAAGUCUUUUAUCCAUCAUGGGUUGAUUUUUGUUUGGGGUGAAAGGAAGGGGUUCAGUUUCAGUCUUCUGCAUAUGGCUAGUCAGUUAUCCCAGCACCAUUUGUCGAGUAGGGUGUCCUUUCUCCAUUGCUUGUUUUUGUUGGCUUUGUCGAAGAUCAGAUGGUUGUAGCUACGCAGCUUUGUUUCUGGGCUCUCUAACCUGUUCCAUUGGCCUAUGUGUCUGUUUUUGUACCAGUGCCAUGCUGUUUUGGUCACUGUAGCCUUGUAGAUUGUUUGAAUUUGGGUAGCGUGAUACCUCCAGCUUCAUUCUUUUUCAUAGGAUUGCUUUGGCUGUCUUCCACAUAGCUAGUGAAUUACAAGUUGUGCUAAUUUUUUCUGCUGUUUCUCAAAUCUUUCUCUCCUCUCAAUUCUUACUACCACCCUGGUUUUCAGGCCAUCAAUCUCUCUCACCUAAGCUUUGUAGUAGCCUCUAAAUGGAUCCUUGACACUUCAGGGUUGCCCCUCUCUCUUUACCACUGAAAGGCAGACUACCUAAGACAAAAUUAUCAUGAGACUUGCUACUUUAAAGUUCCAGAGUGGACCACUGGCCCCUUUUAAUGCUCCCCAGUGCUGAUCUCUAUCUUUUCACUUUAAACGUACUUUUAAACCUACUUCCUGAGUAUAGAGUUUGUUAUAAUUUUAAUAUUUAUAUUUUUCUGUGUCUUGUUGUUCUUUUUAUGGUUUCUGUUGACUCCUGCUUAUAGUAGUUUGACCCUUCAACACUUUGUUAAAUUUUAUAGAUAGCUUGCAUUUGUCUAAACUUUAACUUUGGAUAUCCUGAGGGACUAAGAUUGAGAUGAUUUGCCUGUUUUCUGCUUGGCUCUGGAAGUAGGACCAAUCGGGGGCCAUUCUAGUUUGAUUUAUUGAGGGACUAAAAUUGAGAUGAUUUACGUGUUUUCUGCUUGGCUCUGGAAGUAGGACCAAUCGGGAACCAUUCUAGUUUGAUUUAUUGAGGGACUAAGAUUGAGAUGAUUUGCCUGUUUUCUGCUUGGCUCUGGAAGUAGGACCAAUCGGGGGCCAUUCUAGUUUGAUUUAUUGAAGGACUAAAAUUGAGAUGAUUUACGUGUUUUCUGCUUGGCUCUGGAAGUAGGACCAAUCGGGGGCCAUUCUAGUUUGAUUUAUUGAAGGACUAAGAUUGACAUGAUUUACGUGUUUUCUGCUUGGCUCUGGAAGUAGGACCAAUCGGGGGCCAUUCUAGUUUGAUUUAUUGAGGGACUAAGAUUGAGAUGAUUUACGUGUUUUCUGCUUGGCUCUGGAAGUAGGACCAAUCGGGAACCAUUCUAGUUUGAUUUAUUGAGGGACUAAGAUUGAGAUGAUUUGCCUGUUUUCUGCUUGGCUCUGGAAGUAGGACCAAUCGGGGGCCAUUCUAGUUUGAUUUAUUGAAGGACUAAAAUUGAGAUGAUUUACGUGUUUUCUGCUUGGCUCUGGAAGUAGGACCAAUCGGGAACCAUUCUAGUUUGAUUUAUUGAGGGACUAAGAUUGAGAUGAUUUACGUGUUUUCUGCUUGGCUCUGGAAGUAGGACCAAUCGGGAACCAUUCUAGUUUGAUUUAUUGAGGGACUAAGAUUGAGAUGAUUUACGUGUUUUCUGCUUCGCUCUGGAAGUAGGACCAAUCGGGAACCAUUCUAGUUUGAUUUAUUGGUUUGCGGUCUCUUGGACUAUGAGCAUGGUAUGAAUUCACAUUCCAGUAUGAGAGUAAAGCUGAUUAGAAAACAUUAGGAAGACUAAUAAAAUUAUUAAUGUUUUAAACUACUGCCUGCAGAGACCGAUUUGUUAAUUGGUUCACUUUUCAUAUCCUUCAAAUUUUGUCCUUUCUACUAAAUAUAUAGCCAAUUUUGGUGCCUGGAUUUAUGUGGAGGUCUGAGAUUCAGUUCCCUUCUUCGUCAGUUUAAAUCCUAUUAGUCAAUCAGAAAAAAUUCUAGAUUCUCAGUCAGGAUGUGUCAGAGCAUUUCAAAGUCACCUCCUGACAUCUCAUUCCCAGCUUUUUAAAACAAAAGUAUUUUAAUUUUCCUAUUGAUUGCCCCAGUUUUGAUUUACUACCUAAGGGAGCCAAAGUGUUAACUAACAAAGCCCUAGGUUUUUGGUUUGGGCAUAUUUCCAGGGCAUCUCUGGCUUCUAUGUUGAUUGAUGACUUUAGUUUUGACAUUAGUUUCUCCUCUAGAUUGUGUGUGUGUGUGUGUGUGUGUGUGUAAUCAUUUUGUAUUUCCUUUACAUUUUUGUGAGUUCAGAAAUGUAUUUAAAGUGUAUUUGGGGCCAGGCACAGUGGCUCACACCUGUAAUCUCAACACUUUGGGAGGCCAAGGUGGGAGGAUACCCUGAAUUCAGGAGUUUGAGACCUGCCUGGCCAACUUGGUGAAACCCCAGCUCUACUAAAAAUAUAAAAGUUAGCCAGGCAUGGUGGUACACACCUGUAAUCCUAGCUACUAAGGAGGCUAAGACAGGAGAAUUGCUUGAACUUGGAAGCCAGAGGUUGCAGUGAGCUGAGAUCACACUACUGCACUCCAGCCUGGGCAACAGAGUGAGACUCUGUCUCAAAAAACAACAACGACAACAAAACCGAGAAUUUGGAAGUGAUGUCAGUAAAAAUGGCAAGCUAGGAACCUUCAAAAAUUUAUUUCUUCAUAAAAUCAACUGGGAAAAAUAGAAGCAAGUUUUUCAGAGCUCUGGAAAAUAUCCAAAGACUUGCAGCAACCUUGAAGCAUUUAUUGAGGAAUGUAGGCAAAUUUUGGUGAUAAUGUUGAGCUUUAUAGUGUUCUUACUUGCUCUAUGCUUAUCAUAUCCUUCCAGAUCCAUGGUAGCCUUGAAAGUCAAUAUCCUACAAUGUUGGUGAAAAACAAGCUCCUGGGAGCCACAGAAAGGAACAAAAAAGGGGUUGUGACUCAUUCAAAGCCUUAUUCCCAGAGAAAUGUCAUUGUCUGACCUGACUAAGAGGUGCCAGGAAGACCCCACUGACAAGACUAUCUUUAUUGGCCUGACUUGGAGCUCCCUCAGCCUUUGUUCAGGGGAUAUUUGUUGAAGACAAUCAGAGGCAGUUACUGAAUAUCAUGGCUACCUGAGGCAUAGAUAAAUUGAGAUACACAAUACGCUAACAAAAAUGUAAACAAAACAAAACAAAAUGCUGAAAGUACCAAACCUAAUUGCUGACAGAAGACAUUUUUGUUCCUGUUUUCUGCCUACAAAUUUAAUGUCUUUUCCACCUCAACUAAGCCCUUAUGCUGGUAGCUGUAACUUUUGCAGCUUGAGGUGUGACAGCAAAAUUAGCACAAAUUUCUUUGUUCUUCUUCACAAUUUUAUGGGUAGAAGAUUUGUCCUUACUCAGCCUGUAAUAUUUUUCUUUUCUUACAAUGUCAGGGAGUUCCGUCUUUUCACUUAAAGGAAACAUAUUAUGGCUUCUUUCUAGCAUAUCCAAAUUGCCAGGAUAAUUGCUGUCGCAUACUGGGGCAAUUAUGAAGUAAAAUAAGGGUUACUUUGUAUACAACCCCCAUGAUGCCAUGGCAGUUGGUGUGAUAAUCAAGAUGGCUACUAAGGGUCUAAUGAGACUUAUUAAUCAAGAGUUCUAUAUCUGGCAAAAAUACCCUCCAACACUGAAGGAAAAACAUAAGACAUUAAGUAUCAUAAAACAUUCUUUGGUAAACAAAACUAAAAAAAUUUGUUGCUUGAAGAUAUCUCUAUAAGAAAUACUAAUGGGAGUCAUUCCGGCUGAAAUGAAAGAACACUAGGUAGUAACUCAAAUCCACAGGAAAUAAAGAGCUGAGAAAGAGAUGGAAUCAUGAUAUGAAAUCAGAAAAAAAUAGACUUAAAGGCAAAAAUUUUUAUUAGCAACAAAGGACAUUUUAUAAUAAUAAAAGGAUCAGUCCACCAAAAACAUGUAACAGAGUCCUAAAAUACAUGAAGAAAACAUUGACAGAAUUGAAGGAAGAAAAAAUUCAGCAAUAAUAGCUGAGGACUUAAAUUCCCCACUUUCAAUAAUAGCUAGACAAUCAGGCAGCCAAUCCAUAAGGAAAUAUAAGACUUGAAUAAUACUAUAAACCAACUGGUUUUAACAGAUAUCUACAGCAUGCUCCAUCCAACAACAGAGUGUACAUUCUUUAUAAGAACAUAUGGAACAUUCUCCAGCAAAGACCAUAUACUAGGCAAUAAAACAACUCUCAAUAACUUUUGAAAUAUUUAAAUAAUACAAAGUAUAUUCUCAACUGUAAUAAAAUGAAGGUAGAAUAGAAAGAGAAGGAAAUUUGGGAAAUUCACAAAUAUAUGGAAAUGAAUCAGUGUACACUUAGAUAAUCAAUUGGACAAAGAAUAAAUCCAAGAGAAAUCAGAACAUAUUUUGAGAUGAAUGAAAACAAAAACUCUGCAUCACAAAACUUAAGGAAUGCAGCUGAUACAGUGCAUGAAGGGAAAUUUAUAGAUGUAAAUUCUUAUGUUAGAACAGAAGAAAGAUCUCAUUCAAUAACCUAACUUUCCAUCUAAAGAAACUACAAAAAGAAGAGCAAACUGAAAGCAUGUAAAGCCAGGAUAUAAUAAAAGUUAGAGUGAAAAAUAAAUAAAAUAGCAAGCAGAAAAACAAUAGAGAAAAUAAACAAAACCAAAAGUUAUUUGGAAAAAAUCAACAAAAUUGAUAGCUUAGCUAGACUGAUCAAGAAAAAAAGAAAAGAACUAAAAAAUAUGGUAAAUGCCCUAAGUAAAUAACAAUAACAACAACAAAAAAACAAACCUUUAGGUAAUCUAGUAAAGAUUAUGAAAAACCAUCAGCAAACAUUAAACUUAGUGGUGAAAGUCUUAAAGCUUUUCUCCUAAGAUGAGGAAAAAGACAAGGAUGCCUGCUCUUGCUUUUCUAUUCAACAUUGUACUGGAGGUUCUAGCCAGGAUAAUUGAACCAAAAACAAAACAGGGCAAAACAAAGAAAAGAAAUAAAAAGCAUCUAGAUUGGAAUGGAAAAAGCGAAACUAUAUUUUUUGCAGAUAAUCUUAUAUGUAAAAAGUCUAAGGAUCCACAACAGCAAACCUUCUGGAGUUAACAAUUUAGUUCACGAAAGAUACAAGGUCAAUGUACAAAAAUUGGUUAUAUUUAGAAAUACUAGCAUGAGUGGCCUGAAAUGAAAUUAAGAAACUAGUUUUACUUAUAACAGCACUGAAAAGCUAAGAAUAAAACAAAAGAAAUGUAAGACUACAAAAUAUUAUUGAAAGUGAUUAAGUAAGACCUAAAUAAAUGGGUACACAUCCGGUACUCACUGAAUGAAGGAAAACUGUUCAGAUGACAGUACUCCACAAAUCGACCUACAUAGUCAGCUCAGUUCCUAUCAAAAUCCUAGCUUUUCUUUUUGCAGAAAUUGACUUGCUGAUCCUAAAAUUUGUUUGAAAAUGCAAGGGACUCUGAAUAACCAAAACAAUCUUGAAGAACAACGAAGUUGCAGAGUCCACACUUCAUUAUUUCAAAACUUACAAUAAAGCUAUAGUGGUUCAAAUAGUGUCGUACUAGAAUCAGGAUAGACACGUAGGUCAGUGGAAUGGAACUGAGAGUCCAGAAGUAAAUCCAUACAUUUGAAGUCAGUUGAUUUUCCACAAGGGUACCAAGACUAUCCAGUGGAAAAGAACAGUCUCUUCAGCAGGUGGUGCUGGGACACCUGGAUAUCCACAUGCAAAUGAAUGAAAUUAGAUCUCUUCCUCACAUCAUACAGAAAAAUUAACCUCAAAUGGAAGAAAUAUCUAAGUGAAGAUCCCAAACUAUACUCUUAGACAUUAGGUGUAAAUUUUUAUGCUGUUGAAUUAGUAAUUAUUUCUUUUUUCCCUUCCUUUUUUGUGGGGCAGGAAAACUAGAGGGGUUUAGAGUUGUCUUACUGCUUUUCCCCUGUGUCAGACAAGACCCUGAUAAAGCAGUCUUUCUUUAGGGCAGGCCUUUUACACAGAGAACAGAAUGCUCUGGGCAUACUCAAAAGGGUUGCUAUACCCACUCACUGUCUCUGUCCCCGAAUUAGGGCAUAGUUUGAAAUGGUUGCUUUUCCCUUUUCCUUGCCUAAAAAGCCUGAGGAAAUUCUCUUCAGCCUUCAUCAUGAGAACCUGGUGGGUUCCUGGAAGUGAAAUUCAUGAACUUUUCUGGGAAGUAAAAUCCCAGAACGGGACUCCAGCGAGUCUUUAACUCUCAAGCCACACUCAGCCACCAGUAAUUUAUUGAUUGCCACUUAAGUGUUCCUACCAAUUACUGGCUCUAGUGGCUUCUGCUGUCCUGUAAACUGUGAUUUUCUGUAGUCACCCAUCUCUCUAGUUUUUGAGCAAGUGGUUUGGUCUGUGACCUCUAUUCUCUGACAGAUCUAAGAAAAGUUGUUGAUUUUCAGUUUGAUUAUCUUUUUUCCUGUUGUGAAGAUGGGAGUGAUGACUUCCAAGUUCUCUACUUGUUGAAGUGGGGACAAAAAGACCUAAUUAACUUCUUAAGAAACUGCCGAACUCUUUUCCAAAGUGGAUCUAGCAUUUUACCUUCCUGGCAUUGUAUGAGAGUUUCGGUUUCUAUCUUUGUCAACCCUCUAUCUUUCUAAUUUUAGGUAUUCUAAUAGCUAUCUGGUGGUUUCUACAUUCCUCUAAUGGCUAGUGAUGAUGAACAUCUUUUCAUUUGCUUAUUUGCCAAUUGCAAAUCUAAAGUAUCUGUUCACAUAUUUUACACAUUUUUUAAAAGUUGGGUUGUUUUCUUACAAUUGAAGUUUAUUUUUUCUUAUAAUCAAAAUUGUAGUUGACACAAUAAAUUGCACGUAUUUAUGAAGUACAAUGUGAUGUUUCAGUACAUUUAUACAUAGUAUCAUGAUCAAAUUAUGAUAAUUAGCAUAUCCAUUGCCUUAAACAUUUACCAUUUCUUUGCUUUAAAAACACUCAAAAUUCUCUCUUCUAGCUAGAAUAUUAGUGUAUUUUAAAUGUACAACUAUUUGUUUUCUCACAGUCCUAUCAACCUUGCCUAUUCUAGUCAAAUUUAAUAUUGUCUAGAAAACAUUGAGCCUUCUGGUUAUCUUCUCUAACCCACAAAGGAAGCUGAACCAUUGAUGUAACUUUCUUCAUCAGAGUAAAUAAGAAGAAACCCCUCCAUUACAUUUAAAAAAAAAAAAAAGACUGGAGAGAUAUCUCUGCUCUGAGGUUAUUACCCUGGGGUCUUUACUUUUGGUACAUUCUCCUCUACCCCAUGCCCUCCCCCUCAUCUUAUUUAAUGACUAUCUGUAUGUGUGACAGAACAGCAUCCGUUUUUAAGUCUCUGCAGUCUCCAACCCAGCUUGUUCUAUUCCCCACUCUGCGAGAAUCUCAAGAGCACCAGGAUUCUGUUUCGGGUUGCCAUGGACACAGAGUUCUUAUCCCAAUACUCACUUGUUCUCAACACGAGGUAAGGUAAAGACCUAGAGGUGAGGGUCUCUGAGCAAGGGAUUCCCAUCCCAGCCUCUGCCCUCUCUGUUGGCUAAUAAUCCCCUCUCAUCCCAUCAGGAGGAUUAGAAUCCUGUAAAGUUUUGGUGGGAGAACUAGAUGGAGGUUUCUGGGCCCAUAGACAGGAAAGUUUGCUUAUACCCAGCUGCGGAGAUCACUAAUUGACUUUCCUUUCCCUCCCAGGGACCUCACAGAGUCCCCUUAUCCUCAUAGUACUGGAGGACACCUAGUGGGUGUAGGGCCAAAUAGCAGUAACCUUGUUAAUGGCCAGGAAUUGGGUAAAGAUUUGAUUUAACAAACUUGGUUUUGGGAAAUUAAAAAAAUAAAAAAAGGAAAAGCCAUAAUCCCGAAAGGCAGCAGGAGAGAAAACUGCUAACAGGACCUUGAAUAAAUUUCUCCUUCUUAGAGAGACGUGUAUUGUUGGCACAAGACCUGAGACUUGUGUCAUUCUUUCGGCUGAACUGACCCCAGGCUCUUCUGAGCGGCAGUGACCCUGAAGCAGUCUGGCCUACAGAAUUCUGGAUUCAUCAACAGCUUCUACUGUAUGUUCUGACAACAAUGACAGCAGUGGGUGAGUUGACUGAUCUAACAGGUAAAAACUACAGGGAGCGUCAAUGGCAAUAAGAGCUUUCCAUGAGACCAUAAGCAUCUUUAGGUAACAUUGUUUUUGAACCUAAGUGGAAAAUAUAAGAUCAGCUCAGAAGAGGGACACUUGAUACUCAAAGUUUGUUUGUGACCCUUAGUAAUUAGCAGUCAAAGCCCUUAGGAGACUAUCAGAAAGCCUUUGUAUGAGACUCUAUCAACAGCGAUCCAAGAGAGGAGAGAAUCUUACUUAGAGAAAGACGACGGUAGUGUUGGACAGGCAGCAGAGGAGCACUCAACAAAAGGAAAGGAGCUAAGAGACCCUGUGUCUAUCCCUCACCCUGCAGAGCUUGUGCCCCAAACCCAAAGCCAUCAUCACAUUGGAUGGAGCCCCUGCCUCAGGUUUAGUCACUGGAUCCUGUUUGAGGGGAAGAAAAGAUAUCUGUGACUCAUGAAGAGCAUGAAGGUGAUGGAAGGAUUUGAGAAUUAGGAAAUCAAAAUGGGCAAGAACAAUGUGUGCGUACAAAUGGAACAUGAAUUUGGGGUAAAUUUAAGUUCAAUUUGCUGUCACACAUGAUGAUCAGGUUCAGUGAUAAAGGAUUGUAUUUAAAUGUUGAUUUAUUAGACUUCUUGGAAAGUCCUAAACAAUUUUUAUUACCAACACAUAAAAACUUCAUUCUAGAGAAAAAUGAAGUGCCAGGUUCCAAAUAACAGAUUUACAUGAGAAUUUUUAAGGGACAACACAUUGUAAUUUUUUAACGCAAUCAUAGCAAAUUUGAACCAAAAAAAAUAGUGUAUGAAUUUAUGUUGUUUCUUACUAUUUGCCUUUAAAUCCUUUGCACUGUGACAUCAGAAAUCAGUGCUGGAGCCAACAAUGAAAAGUGAUGUCAUAAUAUAUAUUGGGGAUUGGAGGAGUUCAGUCUCAGAAUUAUUCAUAUCAAUGGGAAAAUAGUUUUCUGGACACCGAUUCUAAAAUUCUUUCUAAAAAGUUAAAUCUUAAGUGACCUAAGUCAUAUUUACUUUAUCUUUUAGAUUCAAGAAAUUUUGUUGUUCAAAUAAAUUGGUCACAUGACAGUUUUAUGUGGCAAAUCUCUAAUAUGUUUUUGCAUUUGAUGUUUAAGGUAAAAUAUUGCAACCUUACAUAGAGCUUUAGAAUAAGCUUCGUGUGUUCAGAUACGAUUGGUGCUUUAAUGACUAAUGCUGUGUGUGUCAUACUCAAAGUUCUUUACCAUCCCAAGAUUACCAGUAUAGUCACCAAAUAUUUUUAAUAUUUGGAAUUAAUUUUAUACAUUUAAAUAAAACAAGUUUGGCUGUUGUUACUAUUUCCUUUUAACAUCUUCCCAAAUGAGUGGUUCAUUCUAUACACUUUAUGAGAUGCCAGCUUAAUAAUGCCCUUAAUAUGGCCCAAGGAUUCUACAACAGGAAAUGCUGGUACGUUUGUCAAACGUGUUUCCUGUGCAGUUUAUCUGUUCAUCACUUGCAGAUGUGAAGUUUACUGGGCAUGUUUGAUAUCUACAAGUUCAUUUGAAGAAGAAUUUUCAUGGAAAAAAUGUUUAAAAGAUGAUGCAAAGAUGGAAUCUCCAAACAUUUCAGUUUUCAUCAGGAGGACUUAAUAGGUCUAACAGCUACUUUUAGAUGUCUUAGAAAUGUGAGAAGGGUAUUUAGUCAACAAAAAGUAGAUUAUGAGAUUAAAAAUGUCUAUUCACUCUAAAAUCUCAGCAUUCACUUUCUUAUUGUCAAGAUUAUUCAUCAGAUUCUUCAGAGACAACCUAAAUUCAAGCUCUUAGGAUAUUACAUCUUUGGCCGGGUGCAGUGGCUCAAGCCUGUAACCCCAGCACUUUGGGAGUCCGAGGCGGGUGGACCACAAGGUCAAGAGAUCGAGACCAUCCUGGUCAAAAUGGUGAAACCCCGUCUCUACUAAAAAUACAAAAAAUUAGCUGGGCAUGGUGGCUCGUGCCUGUAAUCCCAGCUACUCAGGAGGCUGAAGCAGGAGAAUUGCCUGAACCCAGGAGGCGGAAGUUGCGGUGAGCCGAGAUCGCGCCAUUGCACUCCAGCCUGGGUAACAAGAGCGAAACUCCGUCUCAAAAAAAAAAAAGAAAAGAAUAUUACAUCUUUUAUAUGAGAUGACACAAAAUAAUUUCAUAGCCUUUGAAAGGAUAGAAUACCACUUUCAGAUCAAGUAACUCUCCUAUUAAAUAUUACAGUUUUUAAAAUCAUUCUAUUAAAAGGAAGAGCUAUUCCUACCCCUAUUUAUUUAUUAUUAGUAUUAACUUAUAAAUUCUUAUUUUAUUUCAAUGGAUUACAAUCCAUUUCUGUCAUUAUUUAUUUUGAUGUUUAAAUGGUCCCGUAUUUGGCCAGUGGGACUCCCUAAAGUCUAGCUCCUGUGUCCACUUGACUUGACAUGUCCCCAUCACAUUUUGAGCAUUUCCUCAGCCCUGGAAUCAGCCAUUUACCCAAAGACCUUGAUUCCUCUUAGAAACUAUUUGUACAUUUGGUAUGCUCAUUGCUAUUGGCUCAUUGCCACCUGUAGGCCUUUUUAGUAUAUAGAUGAGAGUAUAGAUAGACAUAUUGACAUAUAUAGGUAGAUACAUAUAUGCAACAAUCUUAAUAUGUUGAAUAUACAGUAUAUAUAUUUAUAUGUGUUCUGGUAAACUAUGUUUUGUUGUUUUGCCUAUAUGUGUUACUUUUUAAAUUUACUUAAAUGAUAUUAAGUUGUAUCUCAUUUUGUUAGUUUUUGGCUCAAUAACAUAAGAUUCUUCUUGUGUAUACCUUUAGUUGUUGCUUUUAACUUAUAUGAAAAAUUCAAAGGCAUGCCUCCCCUUGUGAGGAACACAUAUAUUGCUUCCUACCAUUUGCCUUCACAAAGAGUGAUGCAAAAUGAUUAUCCUUAUGCCGGACCCCUAUAGACCUAUUUGAGUAUUUCUGUAGGAAGAUGAAGCAGGAUUCGAUGGGCCAUGGGACUGCAUAUUUUGAAUUUGACUGAAUACUGCCUGUUGCUCUCACAAUGGUUAUACCAGUCUGCAUCUCAACAGUGGUUGAUGGUUCCCACACAUACACAUUCACAGCAACACUUGACGUAAUCACACUUUUUUAUUUGUAUCACCAGUCUAAUAAAUGGUAACACACUGCAUUUUACUUUGCAUUUACGUGAUAAGUUGUGAGUCUGAGCCUCAGUUUAUAUGCUUACAACAUUUGGGAUUUCUUCUGAAAUGGUCCAUUCGUGAACUUAGCCCAUUUUUCCACUAGUGUUCUUAUCUUUGUCUUGUUAAGUAACAUGUGUUCUUUCUGAGUAUUUUAUGUUUUGGAAUAAGUUAAUUAAAUUUCUUUAAAAAUUAUGUUUAUUUUUCAAUGUGAUUAUUUUACAUUUGUAAACAAUUUGGCAAUAAUGCAGUCUUUUUAGUAACAUUUAAAAACAUGGUGCUGGCCGGGCGCGGUGGCUCACGCCUGUAAUCCCAGCACUUUGGGAGGCCGAGGCGGGUGGAUCACGAGGUGAAGAGAUCGAGCCCAUGUUCCAAACUCCAAAUACCAUGAUAUCAGACUGUGCCCUUGACUCAGACCUGCAGUUCCUUUAUCCUGCUUGAGGAACAGGAGAGACGAUCAGGUAAGGAGGUGUUAGAGGGCCUUCGAAGCACGACAUUGAGUAGAAUACGAGGACUGACUCCUUACGAACUGGAGCUGAGUUUGAAAUAACUGCCACAACGAAGGCUAUCACACACUGGGACUGAGGGCAUAAUACAGAGGCUUUACUUAAAUCAGGAAGCAUUCAUUUUAUCCCCAGCCUAAGAUGUUGGUUGCCACCAUAUAAAUUCCCAUGUUUAAUAAAAAAAGUUACAUUCUAGAUUAAAAUAGUUACAUACACACGAAUAGUCAGAAAUAAACUGGUUUGUGUGUAGAGUAAUGGAAGCAAUGAAAGCUAGCUUUUCCAAAAAGUAAAUUUAGAAUUAUGUCUUCUGUCUAACUGAUCUUUUAUCGUCCUCUAGUCCACACACAAAUGAAUUGAGAGGAGCAACCCAGGAGGCACCUAUCAAUGAAAGUUCACACACAAAUGAAUUGGCAGGGGCAAGUCAGGAGGCACCUAUCGAUGAAAGUCCACACACAAGUAAGUUGAUGGUAGCAACCCAGGAGCAUCCAGGUACCAGUAACAGUUGGAUAAAAGAGGAACAGUUCUGGCCGGGCGCGGUGGCUCAAGCCUGUAAUUCUAGCACUUUGGGAGGCUGAGGCGGGUGGAUCACGAGGUCAAGAGAUCAAGACCAUCCUGCUCAACAUGUAUGGCAGAACAACUUUCCAGGUUUGAAGAUGAAGAAGGCACUGAUGUUACUGCAUAUGACAGCAAGAUUAAGAAAAUAGCACACUCAAUUGUAUCAUCCUUUGCAUUUGGAAUAUUUGGAGUUUGCCUGCUCUUAUUGAAUGUGGGUCUCAUCUUUGCCGACCUAAUUUUUGCUGAAAAGAAAAUUUAUAUGCCUUUGGAAUAUCGUUGUAUUUCUCCAUCUAUUGCCAUAUUUUUUCUCAUGGAUAUUCUUCUUCGAGUAUUUGUUGAUGGGAGACAGCAUUAUUUUUCUGGCUUAUGUAACAUUUUAGAUAUUGCCAUUAUUGUGAUUACUCUGCUGACUGAUGUCAUUUACAUUUUUUUUGACUUUAAGUUUCUUAGUGAUAUUCCCAGAUGGACACCUGUAGUUCGACAUCUACGACUUAUUAUUCUGACAAGAAUUGUUCAUCUGGUUCAUCAAAAAAGACAACUUGAAAAGCUGAUCAGAAGGCUGGUUUCAGAAAACAAAAGGCGAUAUGUAAGGAAUGGAUUUGACCUAGACCUCACUUAUGUCACUGAACGUAUUAUCGCUAUGUCAUUUCCAUCUUCUGGAAGGCGGUCUUACUAUAGGAACCCAAUUGAGGAAGUUGUGCGGUUUCUAGACAAGAAGCACCCAAAUCACUAUCGUGUCUACAAUCUCUGCAGUGAAAGAGCUUAUGAUCCUAAGCACUUCCAUAAUAGGGUCAGUAGAAUCCUGAUUGAUGACCAUAAUGUCCCCACUUUACAUGAGAUGGUGGUAUUCUCAAAGGAAGCAAGUGAGUGGAUGGCUCAAGAUCCUGAGAACAUCAUAGCGAUUCACUGUAAAGGAGGCAAAGGAAGAACUGGAACAAUGGUUUGUGCCUGUCUUAUUGCUUCUGAAACAUUUUUAACUGCAAAGGAAAGCCUGUGUUACUUUGGAGAAAGGCGAACAGAUAAAACCAACAGCACUAAAUUUCAGGGAGUUGAAACUCCUUCUCAGAAUAGAUAUGUUGGAUACUUUGCACAAGUGAAAUACCACUACAACUGGAAUGUCCCUCCUGAAAGGAUACUCUUUAUAAAACGAUUCAUUAUUUAUUCGCUCCAUGGUAUUCGAACAGGCGAUGAAAAUGAUCUAAAAGUCCAAAUAGUAAUGGAGAAAAGUGUUGUCUUUUCCUGUACUUCUUUAAAAAAUUGUGUGGUGAUUCACGACGCUGAAACAGACAGAGUAAUAAUUGAUGUCUUGAACUGUCCACCUCUGUAUGAUGACGUCAAAGUGCAGUUCUUCUCUUCCGAGCUUCCUAAAUACUAUGACAAUUGUCCUUUUUUCUUCUGGUUUCACACAUCUUUCAUACAAGAUAACAGGCUUUAUCUACCAAGAAAUGAGCUGGAUAAUCCACAUAAACCAAAAACAUGGAAAAUUUACCCACCGGAAUUUGCAGUGGAGAUAAUUUUUGAGGAGAAAUGACUUACAGUUAAGGUGUAGCUAAUUAAGAAUAGUUCCCCCUUCCCCUUCUGGGAAAGAAUUACGUUUUUUCCAACCCCCGCCUUCCCUGCUGAUAUAUCUAUGUUUAUAUAUGUUUACAUAGGUUCUUGAUAAAUCUAUUAAAUAUAUGUAGAUAAAACAUCAGUGUGUUUUUUUCUUUUUUGAAGGCAUAUACUUCAGUUUCCAUCUUGUAUUUACAUAAAUUUGGAACACAGUACACAGAAACGUUAGGCAUCAUUUUGAAGAACUUUGAAAUAGAACUUUCAUAUCAAAAUAAUUGAGAUAUUUAAAAACUGUGAUUCCCCAACACCCACUUACUUACGUAUUUUUGAUCAAGUAUUUAUUCCCUGCUUUGUUUCACAUUUGUCGUCUGAGAUUUAUUAGAAAGCUAAUUUAGACUUUUUUCUUCUACUUCAUUUACAAACUGUUAACAGAUUGGCGGCAAAUACUUUAAAUCCAGAAGAGAGAAAUGUUUCACACAAGCAGUCCCCUGGCUCCCAGCACACACUCUUCUCUCAAUCCAAGCACUAAGUGGGUAGCUUACUUCAAGAGUUUCUUUUAAUUCCACACAGACAUGGGGGUUGGGACAAGAAGACUGUGGUAAAUACGAAGGAUAGGUAAUCUUCAGUAACUUCUGCUUUUGUAUAAAAUCGUAAGUAAGUGAAAUCAAAAGAAAUACUUGUUUAGUUAGCAACAUGUCUACAGGAAAUCAUCGUUAUUUCCUCUUUGAUGCCAGGUGCUACUUUUUUUUUUUAACAAAUUUUUUUUUUUUGAGACAGAGUCUCACUCUUGUUACCCAGGCUGGUGAGCAAUGGCGCGAUCUCGGCUCACUGCGACCUCAACCUCCCAGGCUCAGGUGAUUCUCCUGCCUCAGCCUCCCAAGUAACUGGGACUAUAGGUGCAUACCACCACACCCAGCUAAUUUUUUGUAUUUUUAGUAGAGACGAGGUUUUGCCCUGUUGCCCAGGCUGGUCUCAAAUUCCUGAAGUCAAACAAUCUGCCUGCCCCAGCCUCCCAAAGUGCUGGGAUUACAGGCAUGAGCCACCACGCCCAGCCUGUAGGUGUUGUUCAAAGUACCUUCAUUGCCACUGUAUCCUCAGGCCAUGAUUGUCCUUGAAAAAGUUCUAAUUUGGCUUUACUGAAAUUAUUUGAAUGAUUUUCCUUUUAUUAGCAAGGCUCUCAACAAUCUAGACCAAGAUGAAUUCAUCAGAAAUUGAAAGGUAGCAACUAGUAAGUCAAAUGUCGCUGCUAAAACACUGUAUGUCAUUCCUGAAAAACCUCGCAUUCUACAGAAAACACUAAAAAAAAGAAGCAGUUCAUGAAUAUAUAGGGCUUGAGAGAUCAAGGCAAAGCACUCCAGCAUAGCAGCUUUGUAACCAACACACUAACCACGUGGACUACCCAUGUCAGCACCUCAGGGUCUGGAGUUUGCCAUAGGAGCUUUUUUAUUUUUGAGUGGAAAUGGAACAAUAUAUAAGUGCUGUGGGUACCAGUGAAGUAUUUGGAUCGAGUAUAAAAAUUGACACCAAGACAAAAGUAUGCCAAGUUGCAGGGUCUUUAUUGCCGGCGACCACAGAGGACUCACGUCUCUCCAACCCGUGGCCCCAAAAGGAGGGUGACAAGACCCUUUUAUGCCUAUAAACCACCUCCAGGGAGAGCGUGUGGGGCGGGGGUGGGGGUGAAGGGAUUCAGACAUUCUGAGGGCCAGGGGAUUCCGUAAGGGCAGAGAGGAGGGUGCGGGUCUCUGGACAUUCCAAGGGCUAGGGGACUUGUUGUCACUUCGAUUGUUACCUAAGUGGUUUACAGAAGUCAAGAUAAGCGUUAGUUUACACAUUGUCUGGGCAUUGGUGGAAUCCACAGAUCUUAGUUACUUAUUACAAGUGCAGGAGCCAGGAUGGAAUUAGCUUGGGCUGCUGCAAAGGCCAGCAAUUCUGGCAGUCACUGAUAAGAAAAGGUAAGCAGUUUCAUUUACAGAAGCCAAGGCCAGCAGUCAUUGUGAGGAGAAUGGGGCAGCCAUUACAACUUAUUUUUGGAAAACAGCUUUGUCUCUUAUAAAAUGGCGUUGCUCAGGUUCCAGCUAUAGCACACCAGAGUGGCACAGAUGAGAGUUCAGAGCCUUGAGCCAUGGUGGGCAUGGAAGGCAGCAACCUGCCAGGAGCUAAGAGCCCCACGAGGCUGGUGAGCAGCCUAACUGCAGGUGAUUUUUUUUCUCCUCUAAAUAUUCCAGAAAAGGUUCCAACUGCCCGUGCAGCAGCCCAACUAAAGCCUUUUUCCUUUACUCCCCUAAUCUGGCUCCCCCUUUGAGGAAGAGAUAAUAGAACAUGCUUUCACAUUCCUUUCAUGUUAAUAUUAUACCCUGCCGUUCAUAUUACAGACACAUGUGUAGGCAUAACACGGGUUGUACUAUUUCAUUUAAAAUUCACACAUCAAUAAUCUACAGAGGGUAGAUGAUGUCCUCAGUUAGGUGAAUAGGGAGCAAAACGCUUAGCUGGCUCAGUGAAGAGUAAGAUCUGUCUUUUUCAAUACUAGCAAUACAGGAAGGAAGGAACCCCUUUUUUAUUUUAACACUUUUUGAAAUAAAGAGGUUACCAUUAAGUUUUCUCUUCCCCAAACCUCCAAGACCCAUCAAAAUUUGGAAAUUCUGAGUUGUCACACUAUUCUGUUUUUGCUUAUUCAAAGAAAACUUGUUUAAGGCCUCUUUGGGCAUUGCUUUCUUAGAGUGUAGAAUGAAUGAUUCUUUCACCAUCCCAAGAAACUUAUAUAUAUCAGAAUUGUUAAGUGUGCUCUGAAUGAAGAGACCCUCCAAACAGGCUUUGUCUGAGCAACAUGGCUGCUUAUUCACCUGGAUGCGGGGGAGCUGAGUCUGAAGAGAGAGUCAGUGAAGGGUGAAGGGAUAGGAAGUUGGUUUCAUAGUUUUGGGGUAGUCGGUGGAAAGUUACAGAAGUUACAGUUCAGGGCAGUUUUUGCAAGCUGGGAGGGGGUCGUAGGGUCUGGAGUCAUGAGGUUGACCUGUCAGUUGAGCGAGGUUGGUUACAAAGUCCAGUUGCCUUAUCAUUUGAGGUCUUACAUUUAAAUCUUGAAUCUAUCUCCAGUUAAUUUUUGUGUGUGAUGAAAGGUAUGGGUCCGGAACCGUUAUUCUGCAUAUAGUCAGCCAGUUGCCUCUGCACCAUUUAUUGAAUUAUUGAAUAGGGAGUCCUUCCCCCAUUGCUUGUUUUUGUCAGCCUUGUCGGAGAUCAGAUGGUUGUAAGUGUGAGGCUUUAUUCUGAGUUUUCUAUUCUGUCCCAUUGGUCUAAGUGUCUGCUUUUGUUCCAUGCUGUUUUGGCUACCUUAUAGUUUGAAGCCUCUGGCUUUGCCCUUUUUGCUUAGAUUUGCUUUUGCUAUGCAGGCUGUUUUUUGGUUUCAUAUGAAUUUUAGAAUAGUUUUUUCUAAUUCUGUGAAGAAUGACAUUGGUAGUUUGAUAGAAAUAGCACUGAAUCUGUAGAUUGCUUUGGGCAGUGUGGCCAUGUGAACAAUAUUGAUUCUUCCAAUCCAUGAGCAUGGAAUGUUUUUCCAUUUAAUUGUUGUCUCUGAUUUCUUUCAGCAGAGUGUUGUAGUUCUUGUAGAGAUCUUUCACGUCCUUUGUCAGCUGAAUCCUAGGCAUUCCAUUUUCUUUGUGGCUAUUGUAAAUGGAACUCUGUUCUUGAUUUGCACCUUUUGGCAGAGUCUUUAGGGUUUUCUGGGUAUAGAAUCAUACCACCAGCGAAGAGAGAUAGUUGGACUUCUCUUCCUAUUAGGAUGCCUUUUCUUUCUUUCUUCUGCCUGAGGGCUCUGGGUAGGACCUCCAGUACGAUGUUGAAUAGGAGUGGUAAGACUGGACCGGGCAUCAUUGUCUUGUUCCAUUUCUCAUGGGGAUUGGUUCCAGCCUUUGCCCACUCAGUAGGUUGGGGCUAUGGGUUUAUCAUAGAUGGCUCUUCUUAUUUUGAGGUAUGUUCCUUUGAUGCCUAGUCGGUUGAGGUUUUUAAUGUGAAGGGAUGUCAGCUUUUAUCAAAAGCUGUUUGUACAUCUAUUGAGAUGAUCAUAUGGUUUUUGCUUUUAGUUCUGUUUAUGUGGUAAAUUACGUUUAUUGAUUUGCAUAUGUUGAACCAGCCUUGCAUCCGUGGACUGAAGCCUUCUUGAUUGUGGUGUCUGAACUUACUGAUGUGCUGUUGGAUUCCAUUUCCUAGUAUUUUGUUAAGAAUUUUUUUGUCUGUGUUCAUCAGAGUAAUUGCCCUGAAGUUUUCUUUUUGUGUGCAUCUCUGCCAGAUUUUGGUAUUAGGCUGAUGUUGACUUCAUAGGAGUUAGAGAGGAGCCCCUCAUCCUCAGCUCUUUGGAAUAGUUUCAAUAGAACCAGCACCAGUUGUUCGUACAUCUGGUAGAAUUCAGCUGUGGCUUCUUCCUUGUUGGUACAUUUUUUAUUAAUUAUUUGAUUUCAGAACUCGAUAUUUGUCUAUUCAAGGUUUCAAUCUCUUUCUGAUUCAAUCUGGAGAGAUUAUAUGUUUCCAGGAAUUUAUCCAUUUCCUCUAGAUUAUCUAAUUGGUGUGCAUAGAGUUGUUGAUAGUAUUCUCUGAGUAUCUUCUGUAUUUCUGUGGGAUUGGUUGUAAUGUCAUGUUUGUCAUUUCUGAUUGUACAUAUUUGGCUCUUCUAUUUUUUUCUUUCUUUAUCUAGCAGUCUAUCAAUUAAAAAAAACUAAUUAUUGGUUUCAUUGAUCUUUUGUAUGGAUUUUUGCACCUAGACUCAAAAACAAGAACAACAACAACAAAACCAGCAUUUUAAAAAGCGCUUCAUUCAGUGCUCCUCUAAUUUUCGUUAUUUCUCUACUGCCAGCUUUGGGGUUGGUUUAUUCUUUUUUUUUCUGUUUCCAUAAGUGCAAAGUAGGAAUGUUAAUUUGAGAUUUUUCUAACUUCUUGAUGAAGGCCUUUAGUGCUAGAAACUUUUAACGCUGCUUUAGCUGCAUCCUGGAGAUUUUGGUAUGUUGUGUCCCUAUUUUCAUUAAUGUCAAGAAAUUAUUUUAUGUCUGCCUUUAUUGUAUUUUAUUAUUUUUCUUUUUCUUUUUUUUAGCUAGAAGACAAAAUGUUUUAUUUUAAAACAUUGAAAAAACAUUAAAAGACAAAUGCCCAUUAAUUAACCAGGAAUGCUAAAUAUAUGGAAACUGUAAAUCUCUAAAAUGUGGUAGGUACUUCCAAAGUUAAAUGUUGGAAAUUAUCCUACUUUUUUUCUGUAACAUCAACAGAACAGUACCGAUAUGAUGAAAACUAACAAAAAGACCUUACUAAUUAUCCAGUCAAAGUCAUCAUCUUUGGGUAAAUUUAUAUCAACACAAGUUAAAAUUUUGUCAAAGAUGUUCCUGACGCAUGAAGCUUCCAGCUGAAUUUCAGAAACGUUAACAAAAGUGUCAUCGUUUUUUGCUGUGAAUGUUUGAGUAUUGCUGUACUGUUGGCUCAUCUAAACUACAGAUAGUGGUUCUAGGCCUGCCCAAGGAUCUUCAAGCGUUGAAGGCUUGAAAUAAUUUUCCAACUCAUUAGACAUUUCUGUUUUCUCAAACACUCCGUGAUCCAAAUGGUGCAAAUUUCAUUGGAGAACCUGGGGGUGGGUCUGCUGCUGCCCUGGGAAGUAGCCGAAUUGCUGCUGGGACCCCGAGGGGGACCUGGAGUAGGAGCCAGGGUAGCCGCCAGGGUACGGAGACCCGAACCGGGCCCCGGGAAGCUGCCAUCGUGUCGCAGGGUGGCUGUUCCCAUAGGGGUCUAGACCGGGCCCUUCGGCGGCCUGUGGUGUGGACUCCCAUAUCCGUCUUGAGGAGAGGGCGGCCGUGGUCGGCCCCAACCCGGGAUGCCCUGCAAGCUGCUUCCGCUACCCCAACCUCCUCCACCUGGACCAGGGUAAGGAGGAGUCGGGGCAGAAAAUUCUGUUGCUGCAUAUCAGGAGCGGGAUCUGAAGUCCUCGCAGCCUCGUUCUCCUCUGCCUUAAUUUAAAUGUUCACCCAGGAGUUAUUCAGGUACAAAUUAUUUAAUUUCCAUGUAUCGGUGUAGUUUUGAAAGGUGAUCUUGAUACUGAUUUCUGUUUUUGUCACACUGUGGUCAGAGUGUAUGCUUGGUAUGAUUUCAAACUUUGUGAAUUUAUUGAGGCUUGCUUUAUGGCCAAGCAUGUGGUUGAUCUUAGACUAUGUUCUGUGUGCACAUGAGGAUCUAUCUUCUGUGUUUGCUGGGUCAAGUGUUCUGUAGAUGUCUAUCAGUUCCAUUCGGUCAACUGUCAAGUGUAAGUACAGGGUUUGUUCGUUUUCUACGUUAAUGAUCUGUCUAUUGCUGUUAGUGGGGUAUUGAAGACUCCUGCUAUUAUUGUGUGGUUGUCUAAAUCUUUUUGUAGGCCAGGAAAAGCUUGUUUUAUGAAUUUAGGUGCUCCAAUGUUGGGUGUGUGCAUAUUUGGGCUGAGUCUUCUGGUUGGAUUGUGCCCUUUGCCAUUCUAUAAUGCCCUGCUUUGUCCUUAAUUUUUAUAGGUUCAAAAUGUUUUCUCAAACACAAAAUGUUUUAUUGCUGGGCAUGGUGGCUCACACUUGUAAUCCCAGCACUUUGGGAGGCUGAGGCAGGCAGAUCACAAGAUCAGGAGUUCGAGACCAGCCUGGCCAACAUGGUGAAACCCUGUCUAUACUAAAAAUACAAAAAUUAGCCAGGCAUGGUGGCAGGCUCCUAUAGUCCCAACUACUUAAGAGGCUGAGGCAGGAGAAUCAUUUGAACCCGGGAGGUGGAGGUUGCAGUGAGUCGAGAUUGUGCCGCUACACUCCAGCCUGGGUGAUAGAGCAAGACUCCAUCUCAAUAUAUAGAUAUGUUUUAUCUAACAUAAGAAUAAUGACUCCUGCUCUUUUUCGUUUUCCAUUUGCAUGAUAGAUCUUUCUCUGUCCCUUUACUUUCAGCCUGUGGAUGUCGCUAGGAAUGAGUUAGGUUUCUUGGAAACAGCAGAUGGUUGAGUCUUGUCUUUUGACCCAGCCUGUCACUUUUUGUCUUUUGAGUGGGGUGUUUAGCCUGUUUACAUUCAGGGUUAGUAUCGAUGUGAGAUUUUUAUGCUGUCGUUGUUGUUACUUGGUUGUUGGAUAGACUUGUGUGGCUGCUCGGCAUUGCCUAUGGGCUAUGUGCUUAAAUGUAUUUUUGUGGUAACAGGUUCUUGCAGUUACGUGUUUAGCACUUUCUAAAGGAUCUUGUAUACGGCUGGUCCAGUUGAAAUGAAUUCCCUCAGUGUUUAUUUCUCUGAGGAUUUUAUUUAUCCAUCACUUAAAAAGCUUUUCGGUGGGGUAUGAAAUUCUUAAUUGGAAUUUGUUUUCUUUAAGGACACUGAAAACAGAUCCCCAGUCUCUUCUGGCUUGUGAGGGUCCUGCUGAAAGGUCUGCUGCCAGCCUGAGGGGUCCCAUGUGUGUAACCUGGCCCUUCUCUUCUGCUUUCUUUAGGGUCUUUUCCUUUUGCAUUGACCUUGGUGAAUCUGAUGACUGUGUGCCUUGAGGACGAUCGUCUUAUAUAGUAUCUAACUUGGUUCUCUGCAUUGCUUGGAUUUACAUGUCAACCUUUCUAGCAAGAUUAGGGAAAGUUACAUGAACUGUAUCCUUAAACGUAUUUUCCAAGUUGUUUCUUCUCUCCCCUUUUCUCUCAGGAAUGCCAAUGAGUCAUAGGCUUGGUCUCUUUACCUAAUCCCAUAUUUCUCUGAAGUUUUGCUCAUUUUUAAAAAUUAUUCUUUUUUGUCUGAGUUGGUUAGAAGAACUCUGAGAUUCUUUCCUCAGCUUAGUCUGUUCUGCUGUUAAUACUUCCAAUUGUAUUAUAAAACUCUUACAGUGAAUUUUUCAGCUAUAGAAGUUCAGUUUUGUUCUUUCUUAAAAAGGCCAUUUCAUCUUUCAGCUCUUGGAUUACUUUGCUGGAAUCCUUGGAUUAGUUUCCAACUUUCUUCUGAAUCUUGCUGAGCUUCCUUGCCGUGCAGAUUCUGUUUUCUACAUCUGUCACUUCAGACGUUUCCGACUGGCUAAGAACCAUUGCCAGGGAGCUCGUGGGGUAACAUUUGGAGGUGAGGAGACACUCUGGCUUUUUGAAUUGCCAGAGUUCUUGUGCUGAUUUCUUCUCAUCUGAGAGGGUUGGUAUUCCUUUAACUGUGGUGUUAGUUGAGUAUAGUCAGUUGGCUGCAUUUCUUCGUGGUUUUCUGAGGGCCAAGGCUCUGUGCAGGGUUGAAUUCUUCGGUUUUACAGGAAGGUCUUAGUAAACUAUUUUUGUAGUUUGGGCUGAAUUCCAGUAGAUGGCGCUUAAGAGUAAUGGUCGGUAGAUGGAUCUUAGCCACAUAGCCCCUUUGUAUUUUCUGGUGUUUGUGGCUGUGCUUUGUGGUACAGUGGGAAGAGAGGUGACCACCUCAUCAGGUCCGCUCCUGGGCCCUGGGGGAGUCCCUUCCAACCAAUGGCACUGUGCCCAGGUCUCUUUUGUCAAGGCUGUGGUAGGGAGAGAGACCACUCGUUUUCCAGCCAGCUGGCCCUGCAGAGGGAGGCACGCCCCCUGCUGUGGUAGCCCACAAGUUCGCGUAACUCAGUCCUCAGUACUGAGUGUGGGCUCUUCUGCUCUAGUGCCUGCCACAGAUCUCGCCUUGGCACUCCCAAGCUGCAACCUUGCAGGCUUAGGCUUUUUUUUCCCUCCUCAGGUUAGGGACAGCAGGGGUGGGACCCUGGCAGUGGUAAUGGCAGAGGGCCUAUCAGUUGCCUCUGGAGACUCUACCCCAGACAAGUGCAAAACCACAGCCAACUGGAGUGAUCAGCCAGGGUUGGGGCAAUGUGCUGCUGGCCCCAAGCUGGGGGUCCUGCCUGAAGAGCAGGUGGUCAGGCAGCCCGAUCCAGAAGUCUGACCUCCUAUCCGUGGGAUGCUGUGAGUAAGUGAUCUUUAUUCCCUCCCUAGCCUGGAGGAAACAAGGACAGGUACUGUGGUGGCAGCAAUGGCUGGGGCCUGUCAGUUGUCUCUGGAGCUCUAUCCCAGAGAAACACAGAGCCACCACCAACUGAAGUGAUCAGGCAGAACCUGUGCUGGGCCCAAGCCAGGAGGCACCGUGCCCAGUGAGGAGCAGCAGGGCCAGGGACUCGUGUGGAAAAUGGUCUGGCUGCCUCUCCAUGCGGCAGCUGUGGUGUGCUGGAGGCCUGUAACAGCUGUCGGGCUUUUUGCUCCCUCUGCAGCCUGAGGGCAGCAGCCACACAGGCUUCAGCAGUGCAGAGGGCCUGUUGGUUACCCCUGGGAGCUCCAUCCCAGAGAAAUGAAGGCUGUGACCAGCUGCAGUGUUCAGGUGGAGGGUAGGAUGGCUGUGAUGGAGGCCCAGGUCAGUGGGCCUUGCCUGGCCAGGUGCAGCAGAGGUGAGGCCUGCAGUCUGCUCCUCAGCACCAUGGAUAUGGCCCCUAUCCUAGGGGCACACAAAAGACCCUGGCCUAUCUUGCUGGCUAGACUAUGGCAGCUGGUGUUGGGCCUCUCAGGGAUCCACACUGGCUUGAGCAGUGGCUCUGCCCAGACUCCAAGCAGCUUUCUGUGUCAGUCUAGAGCCCCAGAGUGUCUGUGGGGGGCGGGUGGAGUCAUGAACUCCUGUGCCAGGGGACUGCAAAGGACCAUGGCAGAAGUGUGGGUCCCCAGAAGCUUUCACUCACCCUUUCCCGGCUGUAGGGAGCCUCCCCUUGCUCUGCACCAAUCCCAGGUGGGCAGCUCUCUUGCCUUCCUCCCCUCUGCUGGCCAUGAGUCACCACUGCUUCCUGGAUGAAUCCCAACACAGCCUGCGGGACGAUCAACCUGAAGAGCUCGUGUUCAUUCACCACUCGGUCUCCUCUUGGGAGAGCUGCGCACACCAGCUGCUUCUGAUCAGCCACCUUGGUGCUGCAGGUACUUGUUUUCUUAAGUAGAAUUUACUAACUUGGAAUAGAAUCAUCCAAAACUUAAGAGCAAACCGUUUAUUUUAUAAAUAGAGGGACAGAAAGACGUAGAGGGAGAAAGUAAUUCUAGUGGGCCAAGUUCUGUAACUGCAGUGCACAGAAGUGUUUUUGUUGCCUUACCUAUAGUGAAAUUAUUUCACAUCAGGCAUCUUGCUGACAAAAAGCGAUGCUUACUGCAAUAUAAAACCACUGCCUUGAAACACUACUAUACAGAACUCUGUAACAUUCCUGACAGCUGGUUCCCAGCAUGGAUGUAAAGAACUUAAAUGAAAUUCAUCAGACUCAAAUAUUAAGUAAAUAAUUUAAUGAUGAUAGAACAUGACAUUUCUUUAGACACAGUAUUUUCAAGUUAUAUUUUUGCCUGGAGUACAGAUACGAAAUGGCACAAACUGUACCCUGAAUUAAGCAAACAAUGAAAAAAUAAAAAUUCUCCCAACCCAGGCUUCCACUGACCACUCCCACUUGCCUCAGACUAUUUCUAUUGGAGAUAUCUAGUGAAAUCUCUAAUGGAAGAUAUCUAGUGAAAUCUCUAAUGGCCUGUGGGAAGAUUCCUGACAGCAGCCUAGUUUCCAGGCACUGAGCAUGGGACUGCGGGCUCUGAAGCAGUUUAACUCCUGUGGAAAGCCAGUCCCAUUUCUAUUUUGCUUCAAUCCAGGCCUGGUCAGAUAAAAGCACCACUCAGUAGCUACUGACCAUUUAAGUAUGGGGGAAAAGCAAAGUAGAAAACUUUUCUCUUAAAGAAAAAGCAAAUA
Molecule: messenger RNA, 33931 nt
Organism: Callithrix jacchus (white-tufted-ear marmoset)
Lineage: Eukaryota; Metazoa; Chordata; Mammalia; Primates; Cebidae
Product: phosphatidylinositol 3,4,5-trisphosphate 3-phosphatase TPTE2
Biological process (GO): transmembrane transport; dephosphorylation; monoatomic ion transport
Cellular component (GO): membrane; cytosol
Molecular function (GO): monoatomic ion channel activity; phosphatidylinositol-3,4,5-trisphosphate 3-phosphatase activity
Source: RefSeq, a predicted model, not a curated record